This is a messenger RNA of Musa acuminata AAA Group (dessert banana), 2179 nucleotides long. RefSeq names its product MLO-like protein 2. The record is from RefSeq and is a predicted model, not a curated record. Gene Ontology annotation, cellular component: membrane. Gene Ontology annotation, biological process: defense response. NCBI's taxonomy places the organism in Eukaryota, Viridiplantae, Streptophyta, Magnoliopsida, Zingiberales, Musaceae. The transcript is spliced from 14 exons. The coding region runs from base 136 to 1656 and encodes 506 amino acids.
CAGUUUGACCAUAAGCAGGAAAUGAAGAAGAAGAGGAGGAAGAAGCAGAGUAAUGAAGGAAUUGGAAGGCGCACAUGAACAGAAUGGGGGGUCUUUAAAUAUGUGGGAGUAUUCCAAUGACAUCGACAGAUCGAGAUGACGAACCAGGAAGCUUCUCUCGAGGCCACACCUACCUGGGCUGUCGCUGGCGUUUGCUCCAUUUUGAUCUUUCUGGCUCUCAUCAUCGAACGCUCUCUUCACCGGUUAACUCUGUUACUUGAGAGAAGAAAGAGGAAGACGCUUAACCAGGCUCUCAACCAUGUCAAAGCAGAACUGAGGAAUCUGGGGUUCAUGUCCUUGCUGUUGACUGUUGCUAAACAACCCAUCUCAAAGAUCUGCAUACCAGCGAGCCUGGGAGACUCCUUUCUUCCAUGCAAGGAUGCUGCACCGCCAGGCAGAUUCGUUGAGGAGCAAUCUUGCCAAGAGAAGGGAAAAGUAUCUCUGGUUUCAUCAGUAGGGACUCAGCAACUGCAGAUAUUGAUCAUUGUGCUGGCCGUGUUUCAUAUCCUCUCUUGCCUUGUAACCUUGGUUCUUGGGGAGGUUAAGAUGAAGAGGUGGAAGGCAUGGGAAGAAGAAACCAGCACUCUGGAGUAUCAGUUAUCAAAUGAUCCUCGAAGGUUUAAGCUGACACGGCAAACAUCAUUUGGAGAACGGCAUUUGAAGAUCUGGAGUAAUCACCAUUUAUUUGUUUGGAUUGUCUGCUUUUUCCGACAAUUCACUGAUUCGGUCUCGAAAGCUGAUUAUUUUUCUCUUCGGCGUGGAUUUGUUGCGGUUCAUUUAUCUCAAGACUCCAAGUUCGACUUCCGAAAGUUUCUGCAGAGAUCACUGGAUAAAGACUUUGCGGUGGUUGUUAGCAUCAGCUUCUGGAUAUGGAUGUGUGCUGUGUUCUUCAUUUUCUUCAAUGCCUACGGAUUUUAUAGCCACUACUGGCUUCCCUUCGUUCCUCUAGUGAUUCUUUUGGUUAUAGGAACAAAGCUAGAGGUCAUCAUAACAACAAUGUGCUUAAAGAGCAGUAAUCAGGCAAUUGUUGUUCCAGGGACAAUAAGCGUGGAACUCGAAAACAGCAACUUCUGGUUUGCUCAACCUCGAUUGCUGCUUCACCUGGUGCAGUUCAUCUUAUUCCAGAACUCCUUUCAGCUUGCUUUCUUCACAUGGGCAUGGUACAACUUUGGGGUCCGGUCAUGCUUCGACAGAGAGGUGGCGGACAUCAUCUUAAGCUUCGGGACAGGCGUUCUGGUGCAGUUCUUAUGCGCUUACGUUACGCUUCCGCUCUAUGCCUUGGUCACUCAGAUGGGUUCUUCAAUGAAGGAAACCAUCUUCGCCGACGAGGUUAUGGAGGGCCUGAAGAGCUGGAAGAAGAGAGCAAGGAAGAACCUGGCAAACCAGAGAUCGGUGCCUUCCGGUACCUUUCUACCGCGGCCGUAUACUCGGCUAACGGAUGAAGCUUCUUCUUCCUGUGGUCGCACACCGAGAAAGCGAGAGUUCAGGUACCCUUCACGGAGGCUGGAACUACUGGAAGUCCAGAGAGUGGUGGAGGAGGUCAUUCAGCACGGUGCCAACAACAUGCCCAGUGACGGCGAGGUCUCUUUUGGGCUGUGGAGACGACCAAUGAAUUAAAUGGUCAACAUCCAAAUCUUCCCAUGAAGGGAGCAACAUCUCCCAGAGGAAGUUGUAUUUGUGGUCACUGCCUUGGAUUAACAUACCGAUAUGAACCGGUGAAAUAGGACAAUUCAACAGUAAUAACAUAUAACAGAGUCCACAUGAGUCUCCAUCUUCGUCCUGCCAUGAAGAGGACUGAUGACCAAAGCCAGACUGUCUCAAGACCCCAAUAAUGCUCCAAGUCCAUAGUACUCAUCAUUAAACGGGAGCUCAGAUGGAAAGAACGGCGUCUAUACAACGAGAAAGAAGCUCAUGUUUGCGAAUUAAGCUGGUGAAAUGUCUCCUCAGAGGAUUGUUAUUGCUGGUGAAGCAGUGUCUUCUUCCUGCGCCAGAUGGAAUGCAUGUGGAAGAUGGGUACUCACUGAAAGGGGAUAUUCUACCUAAUGGCAGUCUCAUGCAAGCCUGUGUCGAUUCGAAGCAUCAACUGGUAACUGGGAAACAACCAGAGUUAAAGCAUCGUUUUUUGCUAUCCUACAGUGAU